Molecule: messenger RNA, 6719 nt
Organism: Lepisosteus oculatus (spotted gar)
Lineage: Eukaryota; Metazoa; Chordata; Actinopteri; Semionotiformes; Lepisosteidae
Gene: spata2
Product: spermatogenesis associated 2
Biological process (GO): protein linear deubiquitination; protein K63-linked deubiquitination; regulation of necroptotic process
Cellular component (GO): cytoplasm
Source: RefSeq, a predicted model, not a curated record
AGGGUGUGCGUGUAGUGGAAAACCGGAACCAGUCUUAUUGGCUUCCUUGAAUAGAAAAAAACAUGUAUAAAAUAAAUCAGAUUUUUUUUUCGUGUUCGGGAAUUAUCUAAAGGUGACGUUUUUCUCCCUCAAGAUGUUUCGUUUUACAUCUGUUAGCUAUGAAUUUUUCUGCAUUUUUUAGCGUUACUGUGCUCCGCUCGUUGGGCGAUUGAGAAAGUCAUAUCCGCGAUUCAGUGGGCUGGGGGUGUGUACUCGCUCCGUGGACGGAUUGCAUGCACAUCCACUGACGCUCGCCAGAAUUGGAGACAUUUCCACACACACACACACGCAGUAUCGCACAUCUUGGAUGAGAUUUUCAACGGCCUAAAAAUAUUAAUAAAAUGUGCCAGGUUGAUGGGCUCAGAUAAUGAUCUCGGCUCCCUGAAACCGAUCCAGUUAAACAGCGACAGCCUGCAAUUGCAGAAUCGUAUCUGCUUGAUUGUUAAGGCGAUAGGCUAGUUUCAUACACCCCAGAUUUUCUAGUAAAGGUUUGGACUGUUUCAACCAAUAAGCGAGGCUGAAGUAAAUUUUGAAAAUUCACGCGUAGAAACUAGAUAUUUGGAAUAAAACACCCAUGCAAAGGACAUGAUUAGUGUGGAGCCUUAUACAGCCCUAGUAAAAUCUGACACGAGGGAAAUGCUCAGUUCUUCCGCCCGUGGCCUUUACAGAAGGCGUCUCCGACGCCUACACGUUGUGUGGUGGAGAGGCGAUGCACGUAUUGCGACCAGCCUCCAGGUCCUGCACACAAUCCUUUGCUUUUUUUGGACUUAAGAAUGUGCAGGGAGUCCGAAACAGCAGAGGUCCCCUUUUUGAAGAAUUUCAAUGUGAACGGUCUUUUUAUGGACAAGGGUCCUUAGCUUACCCAGCCCUGGCAGUGGGCAGCCCAGUUGGAGUGAAACCUGGAGCAUCACAGUAGCCCGGGGAAUCGUGCGGAUGGUUAGCCUGGUCGGUCAUCCCUCAGCGGCCUGUUAUUCCCAUACUUUGCACUGAAGACGGGGUUUACUUGGCAUAGCCUCCGGAGCUUGGAUUUCUGGAUUCAGAUAACCUGCUUCACACAAUGUGAACGUGCACUCCGCUUCCCGUUUCACUGCUUAUUCAUGAGUGAAACAGCCUGGGACGUUUCAAGUCCAAGAUCCCCAUGGGAAAUUCAAGGUGCAGCAUCUCCUGCUGAACAGAAGAAAUGUGGCUACCAUGCAUUGUCCAACGGUGACGUCUUGGCAACUUGUGACGCAGCAGCGUGUCUGAGCAGGCCUUCUCCCAGCUGUCUUGGAGAGUCUUUGAAGCAGGGGGUGAUUAUGCGAGUCAGGCAGUGACCCAGCCUGCUGCUCCAAAUGGAUCCCAAGCUGCGAGAGGACCUGUUCAAGAGGUAUGUGCAGUGCCUGGAGUCCAGGCUGGAGGAAGGAGGCGAUGGGCAGCAGGUGGCGGUUGAGACUGGGCUCCAUGCGGCUGCCACGGCUCUACUCAGUGUCUACCAAGUGGAUCCAGCUCAGCGGUUCCGGCUCGUUCGGUUCUAUGAGGUGGCGGAAAACGCCCUGCGCACCCUGAGGAGCUCCAGCCUGCAGGCCUUAGAGACGGCUUUUGCCACCCUGGAGACCAUCUGUACCAACCUGCUGCUGUACCCCUGGAAAAAAGAGUUCCGCAGCAUUAAGACCUUCACAGGCCCUUACAUCUACUACCUGCAGUCGGCACUGUGUGACUCGGACCUGCGCUCCCUGCUGCGCUCCAUAGGCUACACCCGAGAUCAGGAGAUGCACUUUCACGCUCGUGAGCACCCAGGAGGAGCGCCUCACCUCCGCCAGCUGGCCUUCGAGCUGUUUCUGGCCCGGGCAGAAUGCCGUCUUCUGAGAGAAGUGGCCGUGCUGGCGGGCGGGGGCACGUCGGAAGUGGAAGCCGUGGAAAUGCGACGGAUGAGCCGCGACGACGCCGCGGGCUGUGCGGAGGCCCUGCGGAGGCGCGAGGUCCUGGCGGGAGAGGUGUCCCGGCUCUCGGUGCGGCAGCCCGAAGCGGAGCGCGCCUACCUGAAACGAGCCAACCGGACCUCGAAAUCGGUGGACGUGACUGACGGCGCGGGUCACUGGCAGCAGGUCAGUAAGCCGGUCUUAAAGGCCUCGCUCAGCCUUCGGAAGGAGCCUCUCUUUGUGGACGCGGAGGAAGACCUGCAGGACGAAAUCAUCCGGCCCAACAGCUCGCUGCUGUCUGUGGCGGGGCCACACUACAGUCCUGUGGCAGAUUUCUUUCCUGCUCAAUCUCCCCUUCCUGAGCUUAGCCAGACCUACUCCUACCACCUCUCCUCCCUUGACGGGGUUGACCUCUACACAGAUCGGGUCGGCUAUCGCCCACCAUCUUCCAGGCAGCAGAGUCGAGACGGCAGGGAGGGCUGGGGGACAAAGAGCCCUGCUGGGCCCUCCAUGGGUAUGAAAUGCCAGGGCUGUGGUGUGGGAUACACCAGCAGCCUCACCUCUUGUCAGAAGUGCGACAUGAUCUUGUGUCCCAACUGCCACGCGGAAGAGCCGUCCCCUUGCUGUGGAUUGCAGGAUUUCCCCAAAACCUCCCGCUCCAGUGACGGAUACCUGCCCACUAAAGAGAAAUUAUCCGUCUAUUCAAAUGCUCACUCCCAGCUCUCAGAGAAGCCGCUGUCAUCCUCCAAGCCUUUUACCGGUAAGCCAAGUUCCACCAGCAGCAGUGCCAUCAGUGGGUCACGGUGUGGGUUCUGUAACAAGCCAAGCGCUACUCACACCUGUAUGAAUUGCUCCAAGGUGUCCUGUGACAGUUGCAUGAACCUUUAUUCUAAAGAUGUAUGUACCCGCAAGAAUGCAUACCAUAACUUUGUGCCCAACCACCAGCUUAACUAUAAAUCCAGCUCCAUAUCACACUUGGUGUACCGGUAAAUUGUAUAGUCCUUCUCCUGGCAGCUCGUGACUCUUCAAGCAGAAAUUCGAUGUUUAGAUCAUCCUGGAAUGCCAAACUUGCGUCUUCGUGUUCAGUUUCAUUUCUCUGCCUUGUGGAACUUUAGACCGAAAUAAAGAGCUUUAUUCUGUCUUUAUGGGACCGACCUGCUGAGCGCUUUGCAUCUAUCCUGCAGCUCAUACCCACAUCUACUGUCACACCUAUAGACUGCACAGAAAAAUCAAGAUCAGAGCUACAUUAAAAUCUGUCCAGUGAAAUGAGAAGAUCUGUCUGUUAUCUUAGUCACACAUGAUGUGAUUGCUCUGUGCAUGUGGGAGUGGGCAGUCGUAUAUUCGCUCCUGUCACAAAAUGAAAUGGUGUGGCAUCCUCCUCACAGUCGAUGGCCUCAAUCAUCUCUGAAACAUCGUAUUGGUUAGCCUCCUGUCUGCAACACUUUGAGCCAAGUUCAUCUAAACUCAUUACACUGGAUUUUUGUUUACUGCCUGUUAUUCUCACUGAUUCGGGACUGUCAAAAGGUUUGCCAGAUGCACCGCUUCUCUGCUGUAAUGUGAAUUGCAGACUAAACAAAGUCUUUGACUCCAUAGACAGUGUUGCACUGAAGACUUAAGAAAUUUACUUUUUAUUUUGUAUUGCUAAUUGAACAAAAAAGGCUGAAAGCCCCAAAUGAGCUUCACUAGUACUGUGGUAAAAACCUGUAAAUUGUAGAACACCUGGUAUUCUUUAAGUACAAAUAUAAAGACUGUGUUGAUCUCACUGUUUUACUACCCUUUUUUUUCCAUUUUAACCUCAUUGAUACAAAAACAACAUUUUUUUUAGUCUUGACAGUAAUUUAAAUGUAAAAGGGAUAAUGGGAACUGUAGUUUUAGUCAGAAUUUCUCUGUGGAGAGUGGGCCAUAUGAGUGAAAUUAAUUUAAACAAGUCACUUUGCACUGACAGAAAGUACUUAAUUUGCCAAUGACCCAGCUGAAUAAUCGGUCUUUGGACAUGGGUAAAGCUGGUCAUUCACUGGAAGGACAACACAUAUUUGUUGGUUCGUAACACAUUGAAGAGAUUUGUAAUUGUUGUAUUCUGAUCUUGCUGAAAAUUGUAUGUAUAAAUUCUGUCAGUGCUCCAUGUUCAAACUUUGACUGAAGCAGAAUUAAUAAAACUGCAGUGCAGUCAUUAGUUAGCACUAGAAAUUUCCAAGAGCAGUGAGUGUACAAAUAUACAGUCUUUGCUUUUUUCGUGGCCUAUCUAAAAAGUAAAAAUAUUAUAAUAAUAUUCUGUCAGAGUGAAUAAGAUAGUAUUGCCGUGGAAAUACCAGCUCUAGAUAACAUUUAAGAGCUAAUCCUACAUACUGAGAGCUUGCAGUUUGUAACAUUUCCUUCUUCUGUGGUUCUGAACCUCUUGUUGUUUUUAAAAUAACCCCAAUAAGUGAAAGGUUACAGUCUGUGAUUCUUUAUCUUUAACAUAUACAUACACAGAGAGUCUGCCUGAAGCUUUAUAAGAAGAUGUCAGGAGCUUUCUGGAAAGCGAAUGGUUCUGGGCUUUGGCAAAAUUGUUCACUCUUGUCUUCUGAAGCUACGGUUUCCAUUGCCUUCUGAUGUGAGGUACACCGUUUGUCUGGUUUUCUCCCCAGCACAGACUGCUGUAGUGUUUACAGUCUCCAGGGUUUUCUAUAGUUACAUGUUUUCCAGACAAGCUUGGACUUGAUGUCACUGUUGAAACUGCAGUAUUUCACAUGCAAAGGGGCACAAAAAUGUUUGGUGGCUGCAAUUUGUGCAGGUGAGCUGUGGCAUUAUCAGUGUCACAAAGUGUCACAAAACAGCCACCUGCUGCUUUGUCACCUUCUAACACUAUAAGGGUCCAAACUCUGUAAUGUCCUGUUUUUCUCCAAAGCUCUGUGCACAGUUACAAUAAACACUUUAAGUUAACUUUUCCUUUAGCUUUUCCCUUUAGUGUUCUGAACACAUAAGGCUGUUGCACUAAGUAACUACAAAGUCUCUAGGUGGCCAGGUUAAAGGGAAGAGCACUUUUAGUACUUAAAGCAUGUAAUCAAAGCUAAAGAAAGCCCUGGAGAUCUUUAGCUGUAGAAGCUGGGAGAAGAUCAGUCCAACUUUCACCUCUAGGAAGACAUGCCUGUGUAAUGUUUUCUUUAAAGAAAUAUAGUGAAAGAUGGUGGCAGCUGUAACAGCGUGCCAGCCCACUUUAACUUCACAAAGCUUCUUCACUGAGCUUUUUUUUUUGUAACUGAGCUUUAAUUACUGGCUGUGUUUACGGCGUGGCACCUGAUACUGGAUGUUUUUACAAAGCUGGACCUCUUAAGUCCUAUUUACAGCGAAUUCUGCAUCACACCAUUGAAUUUUCAUUCCUCUAUGGCGUUUGUUUGCAUACAGCCAGUUUCGUGGGGUCUGUUUGGUUGGAGGAGGCUGGCAUGCAUGGAGAAUCAUGUUGCAGGGGUGCACAAAUAAAAAAAAAAAACUAUGCAAUGAUGAACAUUUUCAAGGCUGCUGAAAGCAGUGGCGUGUCGUUGAGCAGGAACUUUUGAAGGACUUUUAAAUACUUUUCUGUUAUCUGUUGUUAGGCUCUUUUCUUUUGUGUACUUUCACAGGGCUGUCAAGUCACAAGUUCUCCUGUCUGCAUUUACUCAGCUGUAAAUACAAUCCAUUGACUUUUUUUUAAAGGACAAAACAAAAACCUAGGUUUUUCAGUUGAUCAGAGGAAUUUAUUUUAUUCUGGAUCACUGGAAAUUAUAUUGCUAUAUUUUGAAGACGGGCUUUAUUUUGUUUUGUAAUGUUAACGUCUUUUGUGGCUCUGGCCCUUUGUGAUGAGUUUUCUUUGGGAAAACUGCGUAACACUGAUUUUCAAAACAAAACCUUGUGAAAAUUAAAUGGACACCUUUGUUUACAAAAGGCCCAGGGAGAAGUGCAAGUUGUAGUAACCAGUAUUUAUUUUGAACAAAAGGGCAAUUUUUGAAUCCUGAGAGUCGAUGGCCAAAAAAUACAUAUCAUUUCCAAGUUGGAACACAGACCAGAAUUCCUCUCUGGUGGUGAAGACUCGGUCAGCCUGCAGAACUGUAAGGCCUUGCCAUGGGGUAAUUUGCCAGGAAGGGACCAUGAAAUGAGAAAUUUGCACACUUAACUGGCGGUUCCCAGACUUCCUUUUCCCUUGUUAGGAGUAUUGGUUUGUGGUUGUUUUAAAAUAAUGUCCUAGUAAAACUAUUAGUCAGCCCCAUUGCGAUGACCCAGGCUUAGUCAACCACUUGAGCACUUAGUUAAUGAAUACAGAGAUAAUCAAUACAGAGAUAAUUGUUUUUAACAGAUACUUUAUUCCUUCUGUUGUGUGUGUGGUUUGUAGUAGCUGGUUAUGGAUGAACAAAAUCCUUCUUAUGAACAAAGUUUUAGACUAAAGAAAGAAGCGAAUAAAUGUGAUGUGUACUCCUUACGCACUAAAUUGAGUGAUUUUCAUUAACUUGAGUGUGCUUAAAUAAUUCUUGAUUUCCGGUAUUUGUGGUAUCUUACAGGUAUUUUGGUGUUGAUGUAUUAGCAGCUUACCUUCUGGCAUGGUUUCGAGUCGUGUUUCUCCCUCCCAGUGACACCUCCCUGCACCUACAUCCCUCAUUUCCCAUUAGCACCUACACUUGUAUCAUAAAGCAGGUAAUGCUCCCUCUGCAGGUGAGUGCAGUUCUGCUCGUUAUAGCAGGGUUUAUUUCUAGGGAAAAAACAGCCAAAUAAUUUGUUAGUAAUUCACCUGAUUUUAUAAAAAUGCCAAGAAUAAAACACUAAAAAAGCAAA